Messenger RNA from Tripterygium wilfordii, 1958 nucleotides. RefSeq names its product F-box/kelch-repeat protein SKIP25-like. The record is from RefSeq and is a predicted model, not a curated record. Gene Ontology annotation, molecular function: protein binding. NCBI's taxonomy places the organism in Eukaryota, Viridiplantae, Streptophyta, Magnoliopsida, Celastrales, Celastraceae. The transcript has a single exon. The coding region runs from base 215 to 1438 and encodes 407 amino acids.
AUGAAAAGACAAUGUUUCAACUUUUGCCUAUUAUUUCUGUUUCAACAUUUGUUGUAUUGACUAUCCAACUCCACUUUUCAUCCAAUAAAAUGAAGUUUCAAGUUUCUCCCUGUUCUUGUAACCCACAAGAUUGCAUUUGCUUUCUCAUCUAUAAAAUGCCUUCAAUCUAAUCCCAAAAGUUCUUGCUCCUCCUCCUCUUCUACUGUUGCUUCUCAUGUCAAAUCCAGUCCAAGAUUCUUCUUCUUCUUCUUCUUCUUCUUCUGGUGGUGUUGAUACCAACAACGAUAACCACAAUAAACGCCAAAAACACAACCCACAAGAAUCUCAAUCUCAGCCUCUGAUUCCAGGCCUACCUGAUCACAUAGCACAACUUUGCCUCUCCCAUGUCAACAAUCCAUUACUUCUCUUCUCUGUUUCUCAUUCAUGGCGUCGCCUUCUCUACUCCCCUUCUUUCCCUCCAUUUCUUUCUCUCUACGCAAUCUUCUACUCUGCUUCAGAGACUGACGAAUUCAAUACACAUCCCAUCAAAGUCUUAGCCUUUGACCCACUCUGUUCUAGGUGGUCCAAUCUCCCUCCUCCUCCGCCUGACCCGCCUCUCCACCUGCUCCUCCGCCACCCCGCUUUCAUUUCCAGGAAUCUCCCUAUCCAGUCAGUUUCCGCCGCCGGUCAGCUCAUACUUCUUGCGGCCACUGACAGUACUUUUCUUCCUGCUCUGUCUCGCCCACUGUGUUUCGACCCACAAUCUAUAUCUUGGGCUUUUGGCCCUCCGAUUGACACUCCACGCCGGUGGUGCGUCGCCGGAGUCUGUGCUGGCGCGGUUUAUAUGGCGAGUGGGAUGGGAUCGCACUUCUCCUACGAUGUGGCCAAGUCAGUUGCAAAAUGGGACUUGAACACAAAGAAAUUCUCCGUCGACGGUGGCGGUUCCGCCGGAUCUGAGGCCAAGAUGGCCGUCGAUUGGAAGUGGGAAAAAUUGAAGGGAUUGAAAAAUGGGAGAUUUUGCAGGGACGCCAUUGACGCUGUUGGAUGGAGAGGGAAGCUCUGCAUGGGGACUUUUCUCGCAAAAGAAGGGUUUGUUUACGACAUGGAGGACACGUGGCAGAAGAUGCCGGAAGGUAUGGCGGCCGGGUGGAGGGGACCAGCGGCGACGAUGGAUGAGGAGGUGAUGUAUGUGGUGGAGGAGGCCAAAGGUGUGUUGAGUAAGUAUGAUCCAGAGAAAGAUCAUUGGGAGGAUGUGAUCGAGUCCGAAAGGCUUGAAGGGGCAAGGCAAAUUAGUGCCAGUGGUGGAAGAGUUUGUGUUGUUUGCAAAGGUGGGAGGAUUGUGGUGGUUGAUGCGGUGGCUCCAGCGCCGGAGAGGGUAUGGGUGGUGGAUACUCCGCCGGGUUUGGAGCCUGUCUCGGUCCAUAUCUUGCCAAGGAUUAGUCGGUCGGCCCCGGAAUGAUAUUUUUUUUUUCUUCCUUUAGUAUUUUGAAAAAUUAAUAUUUCUUUAGUUGAGUGAGAUGAGAUAAUGGUGAAGCAAAAUUCGUUGAUUCUUUGAGUCCACACACGUCCAAAAAGCUACUUUCAAAAAUGAAAGACAUGGGAGACUGACAGAUGUCAAAAUAUGAGAGUUCAAGUUCUGUGAUUCAGAUUUUUAUUUUAUUUUUGAUUUAAUUGGGUAAAGACGAAUCCCAGGACCAGGAGCAUUGAAUUGCAAUUCAUGUUGAACGCAUGAAACUACUUCGAAAAAGAUAAGCUUUUUACUGGCAUAAAUAUAUGCCAUAGCACACGUCACAUUUUCAUAUAUUACAAUAAAAGAUUUUCCAAACCAAAGUUUCGUGUGAUCAAAACAGAAAGCUCCAUAAGCACUCAACAUAUUGCUCUAUGAUCGUACCAUCUUCAGACAUAUAAUCCAAACCAACUAAAACAAGCGCAGCACAUUCGGAAAAUGCAGAACCAAGGCCCUGACAGGAAACAUAUCA